GCCGCCGACGAGCGGGUGGCCGAGACCCUCGACGGGCGCAGCGAAGCCAAGGUGUCAAGUGACCAGAGGACGAGGAUGACGGCACAGGAGGCCUGCAUCGGCAAGGCUCGCCUCGGGCCGCAGCCUGCCCCUGAGUCUGACCCCCGAGGACCUUGCCCCCUGCGUGCUGGCCUGGAGGUCCUGGGCUGCAGCGGUAACGUCUGGAACAGGAGCGUCGAGGUCCUCGAGGCCUUCUUCCACGCCCACCAGUACUGGCCGCAGCUGGUCCUCCUUCAGGAGACGAGGCUAACCCAGGAGCGCCUUCCUGGGGCCAGGGCGCUGGCACGCCGCCUCGGCUACGCCGCCUUCUUCCACGAGGCGGUGGCCGCGGACCAGCCUGGCCCGAACGCCACGUCGGGCGGCGUCGCGAUCCUGGUGAGGGCUGGACUCCAGGCCGAGGGGUCCGCAUGCCAGCUCCCUGCGGCCCUGCGCCGCCGCCUCAUCGGCGUAGAGGUGACGGCGCCGUCGGGCCUCCGCCUCCUGGCCUUGGCUGGGUACUUCCAGCGCUCCUUGGGCCCGCGGAGGAUCAACCUCGACCUGUUCUCCUCGGUCUCGGACCUAGUGGUGCUCGGACCCUCUGAGGCGACCUGCUGCGCCCAGGGCUUGGAGCACGUCUACGACUGGUUCGUCGCGUCGUCCGACCUGGCCACGUGCGCGGCGUCCUGCGCGACCACGCUCAAAGACUUCGGGCUGCGCCCGCACUCUCCUGUGCUGCUGCGCCUCCAGGGCGUCAGGUGCGAUGCCCUGGUCGAGGUGCCCUCCCGUCCUGCUCGGUUUCCAGAGGUGGGGGUCAAAGGCCUGCGCUCCCGCGAGGACGCCCUGGUCCAGGCCUUCACUGUCGGCAAGCGCGGGAAGGUUUCGCAGAAGGAUGUAGCUUGGUCAUGGGCUCAGGGUUCGCGCCCGACCUGUCUCUCUGCUGCCUUCGGCGAGUGGAUCGAGGCGGCGGAGGGCACUCUCUCGGGCAUCCACGGGAUUGCGCCAGGCGGCCUGCCGCGCUACCUUGGGCGAGCGGCAGGGCCCAAGACCAGGCGCAUGCCCUUCAGCGCGCUGGUGCAGCGCGAGGCCAGGUUGAAGUACAGCAUGCUGGCCCACCGCCUGAGGAGCUGCCUAGCGGUCGCCCUCCAGAGGCUUCGCGCCGAGCAGGCCAGCAGGGCGAAGCUCCUGGACGAGGCGACCCAGGAGGAGGCUGGUCUUCGGAGCGCGCCCCUCCCUGGAGCCUCCGACGAGAAGUGGGGUGACCUCGCCUUCCACGCGGGGGUGAAGGGCUGCCCCGCGGCGAUCGCCAAGCUGCAGUCGUGGCUCCUGGCGUCCCAGAGGCGCGAUGCCGCUGAAGGUACUGCCGCUUGGCGCGGCUGGGCCCAGACGGCGGUGGAGAAAGGAGGCCGCCUGGCCCACCGCUUCUCCAAGGCGGCUCCCACGCCUGUGGUCAGGGACGCCGACACAGGGAGGCCCCUCGUCGGCGUGGACGCCGUGGACCAGCUCACGCGCACGUGGCAGCGGCUCUGGCUCCAGGAAGGCUUCUCCAGCGGAGUCGGAGCCCACCGGUGGGAUGUUGGCUCCUGGGCGCUGCCUCCCAUCACCCUGGAGGCCUUGCAGCAGGCGUUCAAGCGCUACGGCCUGUCUGUGGGGCUGGGCUGCGACAACCUGCACCCUCGCCAGCUUCUUCUGCUGCCAGUGGCGCUGCAGCUUCGCCUGAUUGACAUCCUCACGGCGUUCGAGGACGAGCCUUCUUCGAUCAGGGGACAGGUGGCGCUCGUGGUUUUUAUUCCUAAAGCUGACGGAGGGACGAGGCCCAUCGCGCUGCUCCCGCUGGCCUUGCGGCUUUGGUCUCGCCUGAGGUUCUACGAGCACGUGCGCCACGACGUCCUCUGGACGUCAGCCCAGCGCUUCGGCUUCAACCUGAAGCUGCUGCGCGGCCUCCUCGCCAUCUACCAGGCCCCGAGGAUCGUGCUGGCAGGUGGCAUGGCUUCGGCCCCCUUUGGGGCCAGUGGCACAGUGCUGGCGGGCUGCGCGUGCGCGACGGCUGUUGCUAAGCUUCCCCUUCUUGGAGGUCUCCUCGCAGCUGGGGCUCAGCGGCCUCUUGCCACCCUGCGCAACUUGGUGGGCGACGUCUCGCUCCAAGCUGUCGGCUCGGCGAGGCUGGUUGUGGACCAGCUCGUGGGGGCCAGCGGGGAGGUGCUGCGACACCUGCGGGCCCGCCACCUCCCGCUCAAUGAGGGCAAGUCCGUGUUCCUGGCCUCGUCGGCACAGGUGGCGGACGGCCUCGCCGCCAGCUGGGCCGCCCUCGGCUUCGAGGUCAAGCGCGGCUCCCAGGCCCGCAACCUGGGCACCGACGCAAACGUGACCCGCAGAGGGGUCCACGAGGGAGGCGCCCGCGCUGUGGGGGGCCUCUCCCGCGCCAGGCGGCUGAGAACCCUGGGCUCGGCGGGGGCCGCGGUGGUGCACAUGCGCCGCGCUGGCCCAACCGCCGCCAUGCUGUGGGGCAGGACGGUCACAGGGGUGCCCGGCGGCGAGCUUCACUCCUGGCGCCUGGCGGCUGCGCGCUCGGCAGGGAAGCUUCCCAAGGGCGCCUCCCUUGGGCUGAGGCUCAGGGCGAUCGAGGUGCAGCGCUCCGCCGACCUGGGCCCGAGCCCAGCCCUGGUGCGCGCCGCGGUGCAGGUGGCAGCCAGCCUCCUUCAGACGGGCGAGGUGCCCCUGAGGAUGUUCGCUACCUGUCUGGCGGAGGCCGAGCGCAGGCGCGGCAGCGCCAGGGCGCCCUGGGUGAACUGCAAAAACCCCGUCGACGCCCUGGCCCUCUCUCUGUUGCGGGUUGGGUGGCGUCUCUCGGCUGGGCACAUCCUGCACACCGACGACGGCCACACCUUGGACAUGCUGAUCAUGGGCCCCCGCGAGCUCGGGCUGCUGGCUGCGGCAGGUGCCCGCAGGGCCUCCGACAGGGCUGAGAUGGCGCGGCUUGGGCACGGAGCCGCCCCCUCCAUGCCCUUGUUUUGGGACGCACUCGGCCAGGUCAUCGGCCCGCGCGGCAGGUUCAGCUGCAGGGAGAAGGCAGCGGUGGUGAGCUACCUGUCCAACGCCCACUGGCCGCAGACUCGCCUCUUCGCGUCUGGUGAGCGGGGCCACCCUCGCUGCUGCGCCUGUGGCGAGGUGCGUGGCAGCCUCUGGCACAGGCUUCUCGAGUGCCAAGCCCUGGCCGCUGAGAGGAGGGACUCGGUGUCAGCCCGCCUCCUUCGCUGCGCCACUCGUGUGAGGCAGCGAGGUGAGGAGGCGGGGGGGUGCUUCUCCAGGUGCUGGCUGCCGCAGCCCCCGCAGACGGCCUGGAGGUCGGACGCGAUGGCAGUCAUGUGGGUGAACAGGCCUGCCGACGGGCUGCUAGGCGGUCGCCUUUUCCUCGACGGCUCGGCGCUCGACCCUGAGUUCGAAUGUAUCCGCAGGGCUGGCUGGAGUAUCGUGCAGUGCGACGAGUUCGGCAUCCUGGAGGCGGCGGUGUACGGCACGGUCUGCCUCGACCUGUGCCCCUUCCAGACGGCGAAGGACGGCGAGGACUUCGCGGUCUGGAUGCUGAGCCGCUACCUCGGGCCUUCGAUCAUCGAGAUCAACAUCGACUGUGCGUCCACAGUCAGCUGCUUGAAGCUCGGCAGGAAGUAUGCGACGGCGGCCAACAAGCCCAAUGCACACCUGUGGUCGGCCGUCUACGCCUCGCUGGACGUCGACUCGCUCAAUGUGAACAAGGUGGCGGCCCACUGCACCGAUAUCGAUGUUCGCGAAGGCAGGAUCUCGGAGUGUCAGUGGCUUGGGAACGCCCACGCCGACAGGCUGGCGAAGGCGGGGGCGGCCCUCCACAGGGUCAGCGCGGUGGCCAGGCGCGAGUUCUUCGGCGCGGUGGAGGUCGUGAGAGAGCUCUCCAGGUGGAUCGCGCAGGCCUCGAUCGUCUGGCAGGACAGGGCCCCCAAGGACUGCGAGGGUCUCCCUGAGUGCGACGAGCGAAGGACUGCUGUCACCUUCGCGGUCCCGCUCGAGGAGCGUGCUGACGGCCUGCGGGCGGCUCCCGUGAGCGAGUCGGGUGCCCCGCCCGCCGCCGUGGGGGCCCGCGCGGAGCAGGCAGGCAGCCGCCCCGCCGCUGUCGGCGCCUGGGCCUCUGCGGCGCGCGACGGCGGAGUAGCUCUGGGCGCCCUGGUCUUCGCCGUCGCUGGGCGCGCCCUCGCGCGCGCCAGGUGCGGUGAGGACGGCGACCAGCAGGAUAUCAUUGCGUGCACCAGGUGCGGAGCGUAUGCGAGGCUUGGCGGACGCCCUGGCCCGCAGCCCAAGCUCAGGGAGCGCUGUCCUGGAGCAACGGGCCUCCCCAGGUCGCUGCGGGACCAGAAGUCGCGGUGGGAGCGUGGCCUCCACCCUGGGGGCACGCCGCGCGCCCGCGACACGCGGAGGAAGGGGGCGGAUGCCCCGCGCCUUCGCAAGGAGGCCGAGGUGCCGCAGGACGCCAGGGUGCGCUUCCUGAAGUGGCUCGGAGUCCAGCCUGAUGCCCCAGCAGGCGUCGAGGGCAGCGCCUCGGUGGCCGGCGCUGCUGGGGGCGGCGCUGGCGGCGCGGCCCCCUCCUCGACAGAGCUGCCCGCUGCGGCUGGAGGCGCCGCGGCGGGAGCGGGAUCGCGGCAGGCCUGGCUGGAAGCCUACGGCCUCGAUGAGGAGAGCCUGCUGGGCUGGGCCGAGGAGGCUGAGGAGGCCCGACUUGAGCGCCAGAGCAGAAAGCG
Messenger RNA from Prorocentrum cordatum, 4781 nucleotides. NCBI's taxonomy places the organism in Eukaryota, Dinophyceae, Prorocentrales, Prorocentraceae. The record is from the annotation of a GenBank genome assembly.